Dermochelys coriacea (leatherback sea turtle) is the source of this 2906-nucleotide messenger RNA. RefSeq names its product bromodomain-containing protein 8-like. Gene Ontology annotation, molecular function: protein binding. Gene Ontology annotation, cellular component: NuA4 histone acetyltransferase complex. NCBI's taxonomy places the organism in Eukaryota, Metazoa, Chordata, Testudines, Dermochelyidae. The record is from RefSeq and is a predicted model, not a curated record. Bases 1 to 1272 code for a protein of 423 amino acids. The transcript is spliced from 6 exons.
AUGAAGAGCAGUGGCUGCCUGUCUCUCAGCAGCUCCUGGGACUCCAGCCUGGAGCUGGAGUUGGGGAGCUGGAGGAUGACUGAAGAGGCCGCUAUGGAGGAACAAGAGGAAAGCAGUCAAGAAGUAGAGGAUCGCAGGCUGGAGUCCAGGGAACCUCUGGUAUGGGAGGAUGGCAGAGAAGAGCUCCAGGAAGAGGCAGGGCAGUGUGAACAAGACAGUCUUCUGCAGUUCCUCUUGGAGGUGACUCACCUCAUGGAACCCCUCUGCAUUAGUGGCACAGACUCAGAACAGAAUCACUGGGCUUUCUGUGGCUCUGGGCAGCAAGAGGAAAGGGAAGUCCUGAGCUUCAAGGAAGAAAUGGCAGGACCACUAGUCCUAAGAGAGGAGGAAAGGCAGCUGCAGGUCCUGAUAGAAGAGACUGGGGAACUGCACAUCCCAGGAAGAGAGGUGGGGGAGGAGUGGGUACCACAGGUAUCAGGAGAGCUGCAGGUCUUGGGCUGGGAGGCUGGAGAAGCUGAGGAACAACAGAUUCUAGAAGAGGAGACAGGAGAGCCCCAAGUUCCAGGAGGAGAGGAAGGGGAUUCAGGAGAGCCGAGAGGGCUGCAGUUUCCAGUGGAGAAUGGAGGAGAAAUGGAGGAGGAAGAGAAGAACAGGAAGCUGCUUCUGGAUGAGACUUCCUCGGACAUGAGUGCGUUGGAGGGGGCACUCCCAGGCAGUGUGGAGGGUGAUGUUCUGGAGCAGCCUGCAGAACAUGCUCAGGGUGAGAGCCACUUGUUGGAGGAGGACAACGAUCUCUCUGCACAUGAUAACAGUGAUAGCUACAGUCCUUCUAGAGCAUCCCUGGUGGACUCCAGUCUCAUGAGCCCAGCCUCCUCACAGCUGGUGCCGCUCAGCUGCGCUAACUCACUGCGACAUUUGCUUUUCAAAAAGACGCUGCUGUCCAUCUGGAAGAUGAUAGCCAGCCACAGGUACUGUGGCCCAUUCCUGAAGCCGGUGUCAGACAAGCAGGCUCCUGGGUACAAGGAUGUGGUGAGAAGACCCAUGGAUUUAACCAACAUAAAGAGGCGCCUGUCCAAGGGCCAGAUCUGGACCACAGCCCAAUUCCAGCAGGACCUUAUGCUGAUGUUCCAGAAUGCAGUGAUGUAUAACAGCUCUGACCAUCAUGUGCACCGCAUGGCUGUGGAGAUGCAGCGAGAUGUCCUGGAGCAGCUUCAGCUGCUGGGUGAGGCCCUCCUGUGCUCAGAAGAGAGGCUGGGCUUUGGGAGGAGAUAGGAAGACUGUCAGAUAAGGGGCCAGUUUUGUGGGGUAGUACCCUCCCCCAGCACUCUUCCAGACCCUGUUCCCCUGCCCUGCACUCGCAACCAUUUCUCACAGCCCAGGAAGCUGGAUUAAAAAAACUAAAUGCAAUUUCUAGAUUCCUGGGGCCUCCUCUGCCCUAGAAAGACAUCCCCUUCCUUGGCUUGGGGUGGGGCUGAGCACACACUCCCUGAGCUGGAUGCCUCCUUCCUUGGCUGGAGGGGUGGUGAUAUUCCCAAGGGUUGGGGACCCUUCCCAGGCCAAUAAAGAAAGAUGCUGUCCCCAAAGAAAUGAGCUGUAUAGCCCUUGGUCCCUUUAAGAGUUCCUGUGAUGCGUGUCUGUACCUCUGUCCCUGAUUCAUCGUUUAGCACAGUGGAGAAUGAGGAAGGAAGGGUGUAUUGGAAGACUCUGUCAGUCUGCAUAGUUAAAAGGACAAUACCAAAAUUGGCUGAGGCAGAGCUAGGCAGACUGUUUGUGAAAUGCAGGCUCUGAGUAAGGUCAUUUAAGCCUUUGAAAGGUGGCUGUUACGGCUCUUUGUUUCUACAAUGUAAUCCCUGUAAUGAGGACAUGAGGGGAAAAAACUACAAGGCCUUUAAAAAUCUGUUUAACCUGAGGUCACGCACACUGAAGUGCCUUAAUCAUAAUCAUAUGGCUGCUGCAUGAUGUCACCACAGGGCAGAGUUAAGGUUGUUUAAUGGUGCAUUUCCAUCCUUAACACAUUUGGAUUUAAGUGUAAUCUAAACUUGAAUUUCCUGGGUUUGUAAUGUUUGGUUUGGGGAUCAUUGCAACAGCUCUGUAAAUGUUUUUACCCUUCCAUCACUGAUAUGUGUGCUCGCUUUUAACUGCAUUUUUGGCUUGGAAUCUAAGUCAGCUUGUAAACAGGGUAAAGCCUCUGCUUUUAUUUCCAUUUUCUCUGCUUUUAAUAAAUCUUGUGUGUGUGAAGUUGUUGUAAUCGCACACAGUUGUCCCCAGAAAGAACUCCUUAACUGCUACAGGGGGAAGUUUCUGGAACGCACAUGUGCCCCGGUCUCCGCCAAGAGGUCCUAUCCCAGCCACCCUGCCAUGAAACUUCCCAGGGAGAGAGGCUUUGCAGUACUUCAGGGCUUGUUCCCUGCCUUAUUCUGUCCUCCCUGCAGGUGCUGAGGAGCCAGAGAGACUGGGCUGGGGUGAAAAGCUGGAGUCCAAACUUGAUGCCUGAAUUCCGUUCUGGUGAAACCCUUGUUGGUGUCCAAAAGUUAGGGAAUCUGGUCCCGUUCUAGAUUCCCUCUGCGCCUGGGGCAGCUCCCUGCUACCCCGCCAUCCCCGGGCCCGCUCCCUGGCACCCCCCAACCCGGGCCCGCCUGGAGCCGCUCCCUGCCAUCCCCACCGGGCCUGGCGCCUCCCCGCGCCGGGUGCGUGGCCCGGUUGCGGCGGGGCGCUGGUAGCCCGGGCUGCAGCCAGAACCCGACCUGGGGCCCGGCCGCCGGGGCGGGGCGAAGAGACCCGGGACACGCGCACCGACGUGGCUCCAGUAGGCGCGUGUCCUGUCUUCUCGCAGGCGGGCCACGUGGGGACCGCGCCGCCAGGCCGCCUCCGCGAGGGGCGGGGCAAGCAAGGGGAGGGUUGUUAUU